Cyprinodon tularosa is the source of this 3131-nucleotide messenger RNA. Its product is annotated as NACHT, LRR and PYD domains-containing protein 12-like. The transcript is spliced from 9 exons. The coding region runs from base 91 to 2865 and encodes 924 amino acids. The record is from RefSeq and is a predicted model, not a curated record. Gene Ontology annotation, molecular function: protein binding. Lineage: Eukaryota; Metazoa; Chordata; Actinopteri; Cyprinodontiformes; Cyprinodontidae.
UCAGCACCAUGAAGAUUAAUUUGAAGUUCAUUUUGCUAUAAAGAGGACGACCUGCUCCUUGUUAGGGGGGAGAAUACAGACUGACUGAAGAUGAGUGGAUGUGAAGGACGGGACAGAACCGAAUCCUCAGCUUCCAGCUCUCUCUCUAUGAAGAGUGACUGCUCCAGAAAUUUUCCUCCAUUCUUCGACGAUGAACCUUCAGAUAAGGGGAGAAGCAGCAGCCAGCUGUCUGAGGCAGAUCAGAUCUCCUGCUGUGGACGCUACAUGGCCUUAGAACUGGACCAGCCUGCUUCAGGAAGCUCCUCUCGUUCCGAGUGUGUUGAGAGGUUCUGUCCCCUAACUGGACCACAGAGGACUGAAGAUGAUGGUGGCGGUCUUCAGAAGGUCUUAGACCUCCAUAAGAUAAGCCUGAGGAGGAGAUGUGCACACGUAUCUGAGGGAACUGAUGGAUUAGGAGGCCAAACCCUGCUGACCAGCAUCUACACUGAGCUUUACAUCACAGAGGGGCAAGGAGGACAUGUUGAUACCCAACAUGAGGUCAGGCAGCUGGAGACAGCUUCCAUGGCUCUCAGUGACUCUCCAAUCAGAGUCCAGGACAUCUUCAAAUCCUUGCCUAACCAACAUGGAGCCAUCAGAGUGGUUCUGACCAAUGGCAUCGCUGGUGUUGGAAAAACCUUCUCAGUGCAGAAGUUCACUCUGGACUGGGCAGACGACUUGGAGAACCACGAUGUCAGUCUGGUGGUACUGCUUUCCUUCAGGGAGCUGAACCUGAUCAGAGAUCAGCAGCACAGUCUUCUCACGCUGCUCCAUGUUUUCCAUCCAACCCUCCAGAAGCUCCCAGCAGAGAAGCUGGCUGUCUGGAAACUUCUCUUCAUCUUUGACGGUCUGGAUGAAAGCAGACUUUCUCUGGACUUCAACAACAGUCUGCUUGUUUCUGACGUCACACAGAAAACAUCAGUCAACGUUCUGCUGAUGAACCUCAUCAAGGGGAACCUGCUUCCCUCGGCUCUGGUCUGGAUAACUUCCCGACCUGCAGCAGCCAAUCAGAUCCCUCCUUCCUGUGUUUCCAGGGUAACAGAAGUACGAGGCUUCACUGACGCCCAGAAGGAGGAGUACUUCAAGAAGAGGUUCAGUGAUGAAGAGAUGUCCAGCAGGAUCAUCUCCCACAUCCAGACCUCCAGGAGCCUCUUCAUCAUGUGUGGGAUCCCAGUGUUCUGCUGGAUCACUGCUACGGUUCUGGAGAACCUGUUGACCACAGAGCAGAGAGGAGAGCUGCCUAAGACCAUGACUGACAUGUACUCACACUUCCUGCUGGUCCAGACCAGGAGGAAGAAGAACAAGUACGCUGAAAGAGAUCAGGCAAGUCCACAGGAGCUGAUGGAGGCUGACAAGGAAGUUCUCCUGAAGCUGGGGAGGCUGGCGUAUGAAAACCUGGAGAACGGGAACAUUGUGUUUUAUCAGGAAGACCUGGAGCAAUGUGGUCUGGAUGUCACAGAGGCCUUAGUUUUCUCAGGAGUUUGUACAGAGAUCUUUAAAAGAGAGAACGUGAUCUUCCAGAAACCCAUCUACUGCUUCGUCCAUCUGAGUGUCCAGGAGUUCCUGGCUGCAGUCUACAUGUUCCAAUGUUUGACCAGCAGGAACACCGAGGUGGUGGAGAACUUCCUUGGUAGUUCACCUGAUAGCCUUGUUAGGAAAGACGGCUCCUCAGCCAUAGAUGGCUUUCUGGAGAGAGUCCUGGUAAAGUCUCUCCAAAGUAAAACCGGCCAUCUGGACCUGUUUGCCCGCUUCCUUCAUGGUCUUUCUCUGGACUCAAAUCAGAAGCUCUUGAGAGGCCUGGUUGGUGUAACAGGAACAGGUCCAGAAACCAUCCAGCGAGUCAUCAACAACCUGAAGCAGAUGAAUACCCACAAAAUAUCUCCAGACAGAAGCAUCAACGUCUUCUACUGUCUGAUGGAGAUGAAUGAUCUCUCAAUCCACCAGGACAUCCAAGAGUUUCUGAGGUCGGAGAACCGAUCAGAGAGGGAGCUCUCAGAGAUCCACUGCUCUGCUCUGGCCUACAUGCUACAGAUGCUAGAGGAGGUUCCGGAGGAGUUGGACUUGGCUAUGUUCAACACAUCAACAGAGGGGAAGAUGAGGCUGAUCCCAGCAGUAAGGAACUGCAGAAAGGCUCGGCUAGUCGGCUGCCGACUCUCAGAGACUCAUUGUGAAGUCGUGGCCUCGGCUCUGAUGGCCAGCUCCUCUCAGCUGAUAGAACUGGACCUAACUGGAAAUGUCCUGCCUGACCUGGGAGUGAAGCACCUGUGUGCCGGACUCGCCAGUCCACACUGUAAACUGGAGAAACUCAGACUGAGAGGCUGCAGGCUGUCAGAGAUCAGCUGUGAUACUCUGGUUUCUGCUCUCUCAUCAAACCCGUCUCAUCUAAAACAUCUGGACCUGGGCCUGAACAACAAACUGCAGGAUUCAGGCAUGAAGCUUCUCUGUGCUUUUCUAGAAGAUUCCCAAAGUAAACUGAAGACCCUCAGAUUGUUUGAAUGCAGUCUAUCUGGGAUAAGCUGUGCUUAUCUGGCCGUGGCUCUCAGAUCCAACCCCUCCCAUCUGAGACAUCUGGACAUGAGUGGAAACAACCUUCAGGAUGAAGGAGUGAAGCAGCUGUGUGCUUUCAUUGAGGAUCCUCACAGUAGUCUGGAGAAACUAAGGUUGUGGGGCUGCAGGCUGUCCUGGAUCAGCUGCUCCUGUCUGGCCUCAGCCCUGAAGACCAACCCGUCUCUGAAACAUCUGGACCUGAGAGACAACAACCUGCAGCAGUCAGACGUGCUGGAACUGCUGAGUCCAACCUCUGGCCUGCAGAAGCUGCGAUGGAAGUGACCUGCUGACCUGCUCCAUAACAGUUCUGGGUCUAUUCUGGGUCUCUGGUUCAGGUUCUUUCCAAACUGAAGCUAAUAGACUGAUUUUCAGGCCAUUGAAUUGAUCUCCAAGUGUCUCUGAAGUGUUUCUGGAGUCGGAGCCGUUAAAGUUGAAGGUUGUUCUGUGAGGAAACCUUCUAAACUGCAGCACAAAAACGGAACAGAAUACUUGAAGGCUUGAGUCCAAAAACAUCAGAACCGGGUCCUCUAAGCUCUGUUUUAUAAUCU